AUGCUCAAGGAGCUUACAGGUCAAGCUCAAGGCUACUUGAAUAACCGCAAACCUUUCACCGCUGUGACGGACUGGAUCGAUCGGUUGUGCACCCAGCGCUAUGCCGAAGAAGAGUACGAUGGCAUCCCCGAGCUGGUCGAGGCCAUCAACCUCCAGGCCACGGGCCCCACCGAGGCGAGCCGAGCUCUGCGCAAGAAGCUCAAGUACUCUAACGUGCACGGCCAGAAGCGUGCGCUGAUCCUGCUCAAGGCGCUUGUCGAAAACUGCGGCCAGCGCUUCCAGACCACUUUCGCCAAUGAACAGCUUGUCGAUCGCAUCAAGAUCAUGUCGCAGGAUCAGCUCGUGGAUGCGUCGGUGCGCAAGCUGCUCAUGCGUGUGCUGCUCUCGUGGCACCAGCAAUUCAAAGACGAUCCCUCGAUGAAGAUGGUCGCUGGCCUCUACCACGCCUGCGGAGGCGGCAAAAAGUCAGAGGCGCAGAGGAAGAACGAAGCAGCCGAGGUGUACCGCAAGCUGCAGGAGAAGCAACGCAUCGAAGCGCAGAUUCGAAGCGACCGCAAGGCUGCCGAGCAGCUGCAAAAGGAAGAGGAGAAGAAGAGCAAGCUGCGAGGAAAAAAGGGCGGCAAACGGCCUACAUUCAACUUUGAGCAGGAGAAGCCGGCCAUCCUGCAGUCGCUCGCCAUCUCGCAGCAGGUCGCCACCUCGCUCGUCAACGCCCUGCAGCACGUCAACCGUGAAAAGGAGAGCAUCACGCAGAAUGCGCGCGUGCAAGACUACUUGGUCAAGACCAAGGUCGAGCGCAAAAAGAUCAUCCGCUACGUGCAGCUCGUCAAGGACGAAGAGUACCUCGGCUCUCUCAUCUCUGCCAACGACCAGAUCAUCUUGGCGCUGGAACUGUACGAUCGUCUCUCGAAGCCCGUCGAGCUUGAUUCGGACGAGGAGGAGGAGCCGCUCGCGGAUAUCUCGGGCUCGGGCCAGACGGCCGAGCAAAAAACGGCAGCACGACUGGCAGCCGACGAUGCCGAGAUCGAGAUGGUGCGCAAGCGGAUCGCAAACGCGCGUCUCAAUGCUCCCGAUAGCGAGCUGGAGAAGCUGCAGACGCGACAGAGGGUGCAGAUUGUCCGUCACAACUCGCGUGUAGGUAGUAUGCGUAGCUUUGAUAUGGGUGAGCAGCCGAUCGGGGCAGGAUCGAGUCAGCGAGCUGCAGGUGGAGCUAUAAACGACCUCAUCGAUCUUGAUUUCCAAGAAGACUCGUCGGGCUAUGCCGCUUCUCACGCGCAGUCGGACGCAAGCCACGGACGACGAGGCAUGACGGCGAGCGAAGCAGCGGGCAGCAGCACGCAGCACGGCGCCCUGUCCGACUACAGCGACUACGAAUCUGAAGACUCGGCGGAUGAACAGGUGCACCAGGCGCCCGGUCGCGCUCGUCAGCUCGCUGCCUCCACCUCGCGUCCCGAGGGUGGGUCGUGGUCCAACCUCAACGAUUCCGACGAGGAGGAAUGGCUGCGUACCACGCAGGGCCACCGGCCCAACAUCGGACCUGGCUUCAGCUGGAACGAGGACGAGGACGCCGACGACGACGACGAUCCAUUUGCCGAUCCGUUUGCCGAUGCCAACAACGCAGCUGCCCCGGGAAGCGGAUGGGGAAUCGAGCGUCCACAGAACCAGCCGCGCAAGGAGUGGGGUGUUGUAUAG
Molecule: messenger RNA, 1692 nt
Organism: Sporisorium graminicola
Lineage: Eukaryota; Fungi; Basidiomycota; Ustilaginomycetes; Ustilaginales; Ustilaginaceae
Exons: 2
Coding region: 1-1692 (563 amino acids)
Biological process (GO): actin cortical patch localization; actin filament organization; endocytosis
Cellular component (GO): actin cortical patch
Molecular function (GO): ubiquitin binding; phosphatidylinositol binding
Source: RefSeq, a predicted model, not a curated record